UAGUUAUUGGGAAAUGAUCCUCUCCAGUGAGUUUUACACCGGAGACUGUCCGGUGAUAAUCAUCAUCUUCAAUUAUGUUUUACUAAUUAUGAGUAGUAUUGAAUGAAGGGUCAAGAUUCCAAUGCAGAAAAAUUUACACGGCAGAGGAUCCGUUCCCGUAAAUAUUCAAAAACAUUAUAGGAGUGAAAUAUUAAAAUUUAAAAACAGAACCUUGCUACAGUGAUCCCCACCUCUUCUAUAAAUAGAGAAUCCCAAUCAAUCCCUUUUCAUGCUUUUGUUAAGUGUUAACCAAAAUUAAGCUCAAACAACCUCACUCUCUCUUCCAUUCAAUUUCAUUUCAUGGCAUCAACAAACCCCCAACCUCCCCAAAUGCUUCCCACCAUAACAACCACUCCCACAAGACUCACCACCAUACAAAAAGUAAAAAGCAACUUACUUUUCCGUUCAACAUUAUCUGAACUCAAUGGAGCCAUGGGUGACCUUGGCACAUACAUACCAAUAGUACUUUCUCUCACUCUUUCCAAAAACCUCAACCUUGGCACCACUUUGAUUUUCACUGGCUUCUAUAACUUUCUCACUGGUGCCAUGUAUGGUGUUCCUAUGCCAGUUCAGCCCAUGAAAUCAAUAGCUGCUGUUGCACUAUCCGACCCCUCUUUCGGUAUCCCGGAAAUCAUGGCUUCCGGUAUCUUAACCGGAGGGAUUUUAUUGGUUUUGGGUUUUACUGGGUUGAUGAAAUUAGCUUACAAGCUUAUACCUUUAUGUGUUGUUAGAGGGAUUCAGCUUGCACAGGGUUUGUCUUUUGCUUUAACUGCUAUAAAAUAUGUUAGAAAAGUUCAAGAUUUACCAAAGUCUAAAUCUUUAAAUGGUAGGGAUUGGUUUGGGUUUGAUGGGUUGGUUAUAGCUAUUGUUUGUGUUUUCUUUGUUGUUGUUGUCAAUGGUGCUGGUGAAAAGGAACAUGAAUUUGAUGAGAUUGAGGAAGAAUUAGGUGAUUCAAUUGAAGGGAAUGAGAGAAAAAAGAGUGUUAAAUCAUUUAAAAAGAUUGUUUUUUCACUACCUUCUGCUUUUAUAGUGUUUGUUUUGGGUGUGAUUUUGGGUUUUAUAAGAAGGCCUAAUGUGAUACAUGAAAUUAAAUUUGGACCUUCUAAUAUGGUGUUAGUGAAAAUUUCUAAACAUGCAUGGAAACAAGGUUUUAUAAAGGGUACAAUUCCACAACUACCAUUAUCAAUUUUGAACUCUGUGAUAGCUGUUUGUAAACUAUCUUCUGAUUUAUUUCCUACCAAGGACUUUUCAGUAACUUCACUUUCAGUAACAGUUGGGUUAAUGAAUCUUGUGGGUGGUUGGUUUGGUGCUAUGCCAUGUUGUCAUGGUGCAGGUGGAUUAGCAGGACAGUAUAAAUUUGGUGGAAGGAGUGGUGGGUGUGUUGCAAUUCUUGGUGCUGCAAAAUUGGUUUUGGGUUUUGUGUUAGGAAGUUCUUUGGCUCAUUUUUUCCAACAGUUUCCAGUGGGAAUUUUAGGAGUUUUGUUGUUAUUUGCUGGGAUUGAAUUAGCUAUGGCUUGUAGAGAUAUGAAUAACAAAGAGGAUUCUUUUGUUAUGCUUCUUUGUACUGCUGUUUCACUUGUUGGAUCUAGUGCUGCUCUUGGUUUUUUGUGUGGGAUGGUUGUUUUUGGAGUUCUUAAGGUAAGGAAUUUAACAAGUGUUAAAUCACUUUCUAGUAUUUGGAAGCAUGAAGGACAAGAGCAAGUUUGAAGAAAAAGAGAGAGAUCAAUGCAUGCAUGGAUUCAUGAUAUUACGUAGUAUUUCCUAAUAAUGUAAUUACUCGAUUCCUCUGUAAGUAUAAUUUAGUUGGUAGGAACAAUGUGACAGAGGUCAGAGUUAUUCUGGUACUAGUCUACUUGACAAAAUAAAUAAAUAAUGUAAUUACUUUUCAAAUGUAGUUUCUCUGUAUGCAUGUAUGGUUAUAAGAAUGGUGUCACGAGUGUCACUACUUCAAACCAAACCGAACUGUACUAAAAAAGUGAAUUGUGACUAACAGUUUGCGAGUUGAA
Messenger RNA from Trifolium pratense (red clover), 2045 nucleotides. RefSeq names its product molybdate transporter 1-like. Bases 340 to 1746 code for a protein of 468 amino acids. Gene Ontology annotation, biological process: molybdate ion transport. The record is from RefSeq and is a predicted model, not a curated record. The transcript has a single exon. Lineage: Eukaryota; Viridiplantae; Streptophyta; Magnoliopsida; Fabales; Fabaceae. Gene Ontology annotation, molecular function: molybdate ion transmembrane transporter activity.